Molecule: messenger RNA, 16316 nt
Organism: Porites evermanni
Lineage: Eukaryota; Metazoa; Cnidaria; Anthozoa; Scleractinia; Poritidae
Source: the annotation of a GenBank genome assembly
CCAGAAUUGCAAUGUAAAGUAUCACAAAGUAUUUAUCCCAUUGAUGGCUGCCGCGGAUUCUCCAGUGUCGAACGUCAAUGAUUCACCACAGUCUGCACAGCUUUCUGAUGAAGGAAAGGCAAGUCAUUUUUUUGUUUUACAGGCAGAGCGUUUUUUUAUUUUCCGCUUUUAGAGCAGCUUCCAUCAACCAGUGAUACAUUUUUGCUGUACUACGGCACAGGUUGUUUAUCGACAAGAUGGCGUGUUCGUGCACACCGCUGUGCCGAUCACAACACAGACUGCAAAUAUCAUUCCUGGCAGAGUGAUCGUCAUUGAGAAAGUAAGUUAGAAUCUUGAGGCAGGAAAAAGCAAAUUGAUCUCUUAUCUUUAUGUUAGAUUAACUGCCAUUCGCGUCGGCCACAUUCUUCGUACAUGAAGAUCGACGACCUCUUUGCUGGAGGAGAUUACAUUUGAUGUUUGUAUUUACCUUUUUUAGACACUUGACCCCUUACUCUAACAAAUUUCCCUGAACACGUCAUGUAGCUACAGGCGAACAUUAGACGAGAAUUGUUCAGGUCUGGUACAAAAGAAGUGAGUGGACUGUUUGCAAAAAGCUGUCAAUGAUGUCACAAGAAAAGAUACAUUGUAGAUACAGUGUACACCAUGUAAAGGAUUUAUGGGAAACAUGAGUAAUUUUGUUGCAGUGGUGACAGCACUUGGCUCCUACCAAUGUGGCCCGGGACUUGCUUAGUGUUGACACCAUAAGUGUACAUUUUGGAAAAUUUUCCCUUCGCUUUUCUAGGCUCUUCAGCUCAGGCUUUCCAGGAAACGCCGGAAUCAAGGGGGAGCCAAGAGUGCUUGAUAUCAUUCUAGUCAGAAGCUCUGUGUCUUUUUUGCACAUAAGAGCCCAGAAAGAGUGGAAAAGAUUCCCUUGGCUUUCUGGGCUUUUCCGGGCUUCUUCCUGGCUUUUCCGCUUUUCAGAAAUCUUACCCCGGAAUUCUGCGCUUCUCUUUGCAGGGUAGAUAUGUUGCAGUUUCACUGUAAAUAGACCUCUUUAGCUUGUAUGUUUUGUUUUCCCGACAGAGGUCCCAGGGGAACUUGACCUUUUGUCUUUUCAUAAAUUAUGCAUAUAUGUGCAUAUGAAUAAAACGAAAUUUGAGAGAAACAGUUCUCUAGAGUAGGUGUAUUACCACAUGACCUGUAUUGGGAAAACAAAACAAACAGGUUUAAGAGGUCUAUUAAUCCAGUACAAGUUUGGAACUGAAUUGACUGUUCAACUUAGGACAUACCAAAUUACCUUUCAAGAAUGCAGUAAAUUAGAAUCAAAUGUUGAAAUUUUGCCAUUUUCAGUUUUAAAUACAUAAUGUUGUAUACUGUUUCAAAUUUAUUGUGGAAAAGAUACACAUACGUGUAGCCUCAUUUAAAUUCAAGGUGAAAUUCAUGGAUAUUGACAACAUUUCACUUUAAUGUUCCUGUUUGUUUGGUGUUUUUUUUCCAGCAAAAUAGCAGUUUUGUAGACUGGUCACCCAUUGUGAAUGAAGAAGAAGAAUUUGAACUGGAAUCAAGUGAUUACUCUGAGUGGGACCUUGUCACACAAAGUAAAAGCAGAGAAGAAGGUGACUCAAGAGUACUUUCCCUUUUUGAUUCAAUGACCUUGUCAAAGUUUUGUGCAAAAUGUCACAUUGCUGCAAAAGAAAUAGUGUGCUUUCAAUCAUUCCUGAUGUCACACUUUAAGUUACUACCCUGACAGCUCACCAGAACUUGUGUGUACCAGAACUUUAUUAAGAAAUUGAAUCAUAAGUGCACAGUGCUUCCUAUGAUUUGGAAGCUCAUGUAAGACAGUGACAUGUAACACUCAUGGCAUUAGUGAGUUUGAAACCAUGAAAUACACUGUAUGCACAUCGUUUGUCUUAGGGAUACAGUCUUACCCCCUGUAAGUGAUCACCCAAAAUGCAAAGACUGUAUAAGUAUAAGAAUGCAGACUGCUUAUGGAAGGUGGUCAUUUACAAGAAUCGAAACACAGAGGGUAUCUUCCGAGAAGAGGUCCAGGCACAUCUACUUUUUGGCAGAUAAUUUUAUGGCUUCCAAUGUCUAAGUUAGGAUAUGUGUACUUCCAUGUUGUCACUAAAGUUUUUCGUAUAUUCUCAGGGUGCAAAGAAAGUCAGUUUUACAGCUACGGUAAGCCCGUUCGACAUCGAUCGUACAUGAUCGGGUUUUCAGUAAAGUUAAUCGGGCUUUUUUUAAACUACUCGUCCUAACUAAUGUCAAGAAGACAAAUUCAAAUUUCUAAAAAAAUAUCACUUGCCCAUCAGGCAAGUUAAAAACAGAAUUCACUAGCCCGAAAGCAAAAUCCACUAGCCCCGGGCUAUCGGACACCACUUUCUUUGCACACUGAUUCUAAGUAAGAUGCUGCACACAGCGAAAAUAGAGAUCAGAUAUUGCAUCAAGUGGUUGUUUACAAGAAGUUAAAAAGAGUGGACAAUCAUUAACCAUCAGGCCCAAAAAGUGGGCAAAAAGUGGUUUGCUUACAGGAGGUGGUUGUUUACUAGAGGUUCCAACUGUAAGGCUUUAACCAGGAAAAUUUUGGUUUUUUGGAUCAGCCGCUUAGGGAAGGUGGUCGCUUACCAGAGGUGGUCGCAGUCAUGAAGGUUUGACUGUAUGAUUUUUAUUGUUUGCUGCCAAGUGGGCAACCUCUUAUUCAGUAUUUAAUGGUAAAGGUUGGUAAUAAACGAAACUAAACCAAUAUUCAAACUGUAAGUGUGUACAUUGAAUGUACACUACAAGAUUUCACAAGACAUUUAACACCUUUUAUUGUCUAAACUUGCAGAUGGAAAUGCUCCUAAAAAGAAGAGAAGGUCAAAGUAUGCUAUUCACUUCAACACAGCAGAGUUACACUCCAUCAGGCGAUCUGAUCCCAAGCUGGCCUGGUCUUAUGCUGUGUUUAUUCUUAAAGAUGGUACCACACUACCAGCCCUUCAUUUCCACUCUGGUGGUAUCAGUGAACUGGUUCGCAGACUACAGAGAUACAUCUGGCUGACAAGGUAAGUAGAAUACAUAAUUAUACACCAUAAUCAUAUCCAGUAAAUCAUAUUUUUUUUUCUUUUGUAAUCACUGCAUAACUAAAUUUUUGGUGCCAAUUUAUUAAUCUUAAAAUUCUGGUUUUUAUGUAUAGUACCAUUUUUGUAUUUUGCAACGUACAUGUAUGAUCUUCAAUGUGCAAUAUUACAAUGUACAGUAAUGGUCCCUUUAAUUGUCCUUAACAUCACAGAAGUUUUAUCAAGAGAGAGGUGUCCACAUUUUUGGCAUCAAAAAGUUGAUACGGAUGAUGAAAAUCUGUCUUGAAUCUUGUUCACAGCUCUAUUUGGUUCAUGUGUUUUAUAUUAUUUUAUACAUGUAUUCUUUCAGUUAUUGUUUACUAAUGACAGACAAAAGACAAAGAUCAAAUGUAGGACUAGAUUUUGUUUAAAUCCAAAAGCAGUGAGUUUUGCAUGUACCAUUAUUCACAGCAAUACUUGAAAAUUGUCAUGUUAAUCGACCAGGACAAAGAAAAGCGCAAACAAAUCCACAUCUGGAACCCCAUGACCACUGUACAUGUAUCUGCAUUAAUUAUGUAAUUAUGUCAUCAGUUGAUUUUUUUAAAGCCAGCAGCAGAAAGCAGUGACAGGCCUCAAUGUAUCCAUUUGCAGUUCAGUGCUCUGGCCUUUAACUGUGAUCUUUGCAAUGUGACAAUGUGACUAACAUGUACAGUGCAUAUGGUGUUGGGUUACACCUGUAUAAUAUUUAGCUGUACAUGUACAUGUAUAUAAACAUGUAUAUUCUCAGAUAAUGUGUGUUGGACUUGGAGGGUAGAUUCAUUUUACAUUUUUGACUUAUUUUGCCUCUUUAGAGCACCAAAUAAUAACAAGUUAUUUGUAGUGGCAGAAGAUCAGAGUGCAUUGAAACAGUCACUUGAUCAGCUCCAGUUAUUCUCAGAAGAUAAUCCUCCUUCUGGUGCUCCAGUAAGACAAAGAUUAUUUUAAUACUAUACCCAUUACUAGGUACAUUUGUAGUUUAAAGAGGGGCAUGGCUAGGGAGGGAUAGUGCUUGCAGACUGUGGACUUGCAGAGUUUGAGUACAUACAGUGUAAUGACUCACAGUGAACAUAAGGGGACUAUUGUGACCUAGCUUAUACCACAGUACUAGUAACAAAAUUUAUGCUAAUACUAUACACUUGUUCAGUGAUUUUGUUACCUCUCUGUCCUGCGUCCCUAAUGCAUAAAAAUCCCCAAAGAUGCAAAAUAAUUCAUGGCAUGUGUCCCAUAGGACUCAAAGAACAAUCCAUCGAUUUGAAGAUUUUUUGGUAGAAUAAUCCUGUUCGUGUGUUUUUUUGGCUGUUGUUUAAAGAUGCAUAUUUAUUUUAGUCUUUUUUGUGCUUUAAAUAAUUAUAUAGAAGGACUAUAUUUUAAUUUCAGUAAACUGUAAUAUUAUAUAAAGAGUUUUGGCAAUAAAUUGUCUCCAGAUUAACUGUCUGGUUACAUAAAGGCCCAAGCAUUUUCAAGUUAGGACUCCUUCUUUUUUUGAACUGGGACUCAUUGGUUAUGGACAGGGACUAAUGAUUUUUCACAAGAUGAGUCCCAGGACUUACAAAAUUUAUUUGUAACAAAAUCACUUGCUAAUGUUUAUGUUCUCUACCUGUGAUCAAAUUUUUUUUAUUUGGUCUUUUGUUGGGUUUUAUCCCUAAUCUGAAGAACUUUUUAUUUGCUUUUGUUGAAUUUUCAAAAUUUAUCCCUGACUUCAAGACUGGGGGAAAUAAACAGAAGAAAUGAAUAAUAUUAUUAUGCAUCCCUGAAUCUCAAUGCAAUUUCUUGUGUUUUGUACCACUCAGCCUCGGAUGCUAAAAGUUAAUUUCAAGAAGUACACUGCAUAAUUAUUUCAUCUAUAAAUACCCCAUUUAUAUGAAGAAAACCUGUCUCGCGUAGAAGGGCCACCCUCCCAGCUGAAUCAAUGUUGACCUCUUUGCCUGAGCCAACAGCACUCAUGCAUGCUCUUAUUGUCUAAAAUAGCACUCGUGCGUGCUCUGUUUGUCUUGCCUUGACCUAGUUGACCUGGGUGGGUAGACCAUAGUGGAGAAUAAUGCAGAGGGAAUAAUAAAAUGGGGAAAAGUUGACUAUGCUUGAUUGGAGAGUGGCCCACAUGUAUCAUCACAUAUCUGCCAAGCUGGGCCAACCUUUUAGUCCAACCAACUUUUUGCCAUGUUUUGUAAGGAAAUGUAAGAAACGUUGGCUCACAGAGGGUAGCUCUGAAGUUGUGAAUCUAUGAAAAUCAUAUAUGAGAACUGCGGGGUGAAGAAUUAUAUGAAAGAAGAUCAUCACAGUUAUAGACACAACUAUAGAGGGUAGCUCUGUUAGGUGGGUGGACAACUUUUCUCCAUAUAGACAGGGCAUUAGUGGUCCAAAAAAUGAAAGCAAAUAGCAGAAAGCAACAUUGUUUGAAUGGUCACAUGACUUUCCCCUCAUUACAUGUAUCUUCCUGGAAACACACCAAACAAAUAAUAAUUUGUAAUAAUUUGUAUGGUUUCAAUAAUAAUAAUAAUGAUAAUAAUAAUAAUAAUUAUAAAACCAAUAAUAUUAAAUGUAUUUAUAAUAAUAAUAAUUAUUAUUAUUACUUUAAAUUAAACUAUGUAUAUCUCAAUUCUUCUGUUACUUGAUUCACAGUGGCAAAGAUUUUUUAACAGUGCAUACUAUGAUGGUAUGUAUGCACUGUCUAAAGUCACACGGUAUGUGCGUGAUGUCUAUGAAGGAUUACAGCAAGCACCAGAGAAUACUGAACCUCAGAACCAGUGCCCUGGCCCUAAAAAGGAAGUGGAGUUUGAAGAUCUUGGAGAUACAAGUGUUCCAUCUGUUAAUGGCAACAGUAGUUUGCCAGAAAAGGUACCAUGUACACUUAAUACCAACCUAUUAUAUGUACUUUUUAAAUUUUACUUCUUAUUACUACUCAGUGGCGGGAUCCAGGCGGAGAUUUAUUAACAGUGCAUACCCCCUCCCCCCCCCUUAUCUGUAGGUCUGGAUCUGCCACUGUUACUGUUACUAAUAAUAAUCAGGGGUUUCAAUAAGAAUUGAAGUAGCCAGCAGGUUUGAAUAGAGUAACCGACUGUAUCAACAACGGGCCACUAGUGCCCUUUUUCUAAGGAGGGAGGAGGGGGUUUGGGCGCAUUCUGCCACAGAAUGCCUUUAAGAAAACACAUCAUAAUUACGUUUUUUCAUUCAGAUUUUAUGAUAUAUUGUUCAUCUACAAUGUUACAUGUAUUCAAACUAGUUGCUUCUUCUCUCUAGAAAAAAGUAGCCGACCUCUACGAGUAAAGUAGCUGACGCUUUCAUUGGUCGUCGGUACUUAUUGAAACCCCUGAAUAAUAAUUAUUAAUAAUAAUAAUAAUAUUGUAAGAUUUAAUGGAAGGUGAUGCCAUGUACAUGUAUGAUUUGCAAUAAAUUGUGGGGAAUGAAAGUGCAUGACUUUUUAAAGUACAUUCAUUAGUAUUGUUUAUUAUACUGCAUUGUAGGUUAUGUACAUGCAUAAUUUUUGUGUUGUGGUUCAAUUUUAUUUUUGGUUUAAAUUAUAAUUGUCUUUCAUUCAAUUGAAACUCAGUAUCAUAAUAUAAGACCAUAACCAGAGACAAAGGAACAAAACAUCUACCAACUGUAUCUACUGUACAUGGCUUUGGUUAUUGUUGCUGCAUGUAUCAUGUGGUAUUUAAAUUAACAAGUACUUUUUGUUAUUUUAUACAUGAAGUUGAUGAUUUUCUUCUUGUUUAAUGGCAGCGAGAUCUUGGAGAAACCCCUGAAGUAACACGCUGUGAACCGUUGAGACUUAACGAAUGGCAGUCAUUUCUGGAUGACGCUGGAAGGGUGAAUAAUGUGAAGAAACUGCGUGAUAGAGUCUUUAGAGGGGUAUGUACUUUGUAGUACUUAUACAAACAUUAAGUGAGGCCACAACCAGUUGCAAAAAUACACUCCACCAAAAAAUUCGCUGUGCCCGUGAGAUAUAGCACUCACCCCUCCCUGCCCUCCAUUCAAAGCUGUCCUCCAAGUUUUAAGCAUGGUCUUGUUUUAAGAACACAAUGUUUAUGUAGUUAUCUGCUUCAGUGUCUGUUACAUUUAGGUAAUGAUACAUGUUAUGAAUAGAAAUCUAUGCUCAUCAUGCCUCUCUUGAACUUCUCUCAUAUACCAGGGUGUUGAUGAUUUAAUACGUAAACCAGUCUGGCAGUAUCUUUUGGGCUAUAAAAAGUAUGGUUACACAGCUCACUCACAACAAUCCCUCCUCAAAGGAAAGGAGUAAGUACAUGUAAAUGACUUGGCAUGUAACUUUCGCAUCUCACUGAUUGUGAAGACAUUAUUUUUCUUGGCAUGGUUUUCACACAUGUUUACAUCUCUGAUGCCACAGGGUUGUCUAAAAGCUCCAAGCGACUUGCAAGAAUCGCAGUCUUGUGGUCAUGAACUUAUAUGUAUCUUUGUAGGAUAAUAGAUACCUCAACACCUUUGCUCAGUGUAAUUAUGUUAUAUAUAAUAUAGAGAGAGAACUGAUGUGGGCAAUACAUGUAAAAGGCUCUGUCUUCAUACCUAAAAUUCUUUUCCUUGUUGCUCAAAAUGUAUUGAAAUGCACUUGUCAACGUCUCCUAAAUUAACAUUUGCCCAUUGAAGGCUCUUGGACUUCCCCAACCCCUACGCCCAUACAUUUCAAUGUUAUCUAUCGCCGACUACUUCAGUUUAUUUCCUUCUACCUUAAGUUUUCUGGAGAACCCUUUGAUAGGUUUCAAUAUUUUACCGUAGAACCUAUCAAAAUUCGAGAUGUUUUGAAGACAGAGUUGUGCAUUUGAAAGGUUUCCUUGCAAUUUUUUUUUAAAAUUGGGACAUCUUUGCCUUAAUAGCAUCUUGAAUAAAUUUACGUAUAUAAAAAACUGCCUCUUGGCUUAAAUUUGUGUGCAAAGGAAGGCAGGAAGGAGAAAACGCCUCUCUUUUUUCUCUUUCCCAUAUUUUUUGCACUUCAUCAACAGUCAGUUGCUUUUGUUCUCUACUAGCCUGCGAAAACAUCCUCGCUCUUCGCCGCUGGGGACGUUUCGCGAGGAGGAACGUCUGCGACUCAGCGACAGAAAUUCCAUACUGAUGACGUAAAAUCUGUCCGGAAUCCGGUCAGAAGUGGUGAUUGGUCGACGGAGUAGUUACAUUGUUUUAGCUUUUGUUUACGAAUGACAGACAAAAGACAAAGGGCCAAAAAGGUCAAAUGUAAAUGCGAAGAAUCUCUGACAAAACAGUCAAUAUUUCUGGAAUGUAGUCUUGUCUUGAAGAAACAUUUGAGCUUUGUUGGAGCUCGUUGGCAGAUGAACACAACACUUCACUAAAAUCGACCAGAAGACACACAUAAUUGGACAAAUUUAUGUUUGGAACCCCAUGACUACCGGAUUCAUUAUGUAAACAUUGACUUGCGUCAUCAGCAUGGAAUUUCUGUCGCUGAGUCGCAGACGUUCCUCCUCGCGAAACGUCCCCAGGGGCGAAGAGCGAGGAGAAGCGGAUGUUUUCGCAGGCUAGUUCUCUACCAAAGUAGGAAAAAUGCAGUGCCUGCCCUGAAGAGCAGGGAGGCAGUACGAAAAGAUGCUAACAACAUGUUCCAUAUGAAGACUUUAUUUUGUGAUGCAGUACGCUAACUUAUUCCUUUUUAUUUCCAUGAAUGUUAAGUUCUGUCCUUUCUUGAAAAUAACUGUUUAUAAACAUUUUUACUCCUGCAAUGUCAACUACAUUUUUUUGUUAACUCUCUAUGACUUUUAUUACCUUAUUAUUUAUUUUUUGGCAGAGAUGAAUACAGGACAAUGAAAUGGCAGUGGCAGUCAAUGACAAAAACACAGGAAAAAAACUUCUCUGAGUUCAGAGAAAGAAAGCACUUGAUAGGUAAGUACACCUGUAAAAUAAGAACUUUUAUUGUAUGCACAGCUUAUUGUAAAAAAGAUUAGCACACAGGAUAUAAUAUAGGAGAGUAAAUUUGAAAGAUUUUCAGAUUUCUGAGAAGAAAAGCCUGCAUAUUCCCAAAUUGUUUACGUAACAAAAAUAAAUCACAAAUCACCGGAGAAUGCGAUAAAAAACCUUGGCAGGCUCUUUUAGCAUUGCCCUUGGUUACAAAAUGUAAGGAUUUAUAUGAAAAUUUGAUGUUGCUUGUGUACUGAACAAUGAGGUAAUGGAAAAGAACCCCAAAGUGCCUUUAAAGAGAAUACCAUAUACCUAAAAAUGGUUUGUCUGGUUACUGAGAGAAAGCACACCCACAUACAGUGGAUAACUAUGUGGGAAACUGCAGACGGUCACCACCUUUUUCCAUUUCCUCCUUUCCUAGCCCCUGAGUGUAUUUCGAUCAUCGGCGAUCACUGUCUAAUGUGUCAACAUACAUUCAUAUAUGGAAAAAAGUGUCCAAAAAAUCGUUUCUUAUUAUACCAAUAAUCUACAAAUGGCAACAAUGUAGAAAAGCGAGAUAAUUUAUACCCAAAAUACCGUAUACCUGAAUGAAAAAGACCUCGGACACCGUAAUACCCAAAACCUCUUGCCGGGCCUGAUGAAACGUUUUCCAAGCUUAGCAAACCCUCCCUAAAACCCUUCUCAGACCCUUCAUAAACACUUUACAAGCCUUUUACAAACGCCUUUGAAAGAUCUAAUUUGGUUUGAUCGAGUUUGAAACUCGGUUGGUUUUCAAUGUUCGAUAAGUCGUGUUUUUCCUUUGGAGGGGUGGUGUAACAAGAUGUUCCAUCUUUGUUAUUAGAGACCUUUAAAUUCGAGGACGAAAACGACUACGAGGACGAAAUUUGAGUUCACUUAAAAAAUCGACUCCACGGAAAACUUCAUUGCACUUUUUUCACCAGAAAAGUUAGCACUGUUAACUUUGUUGAAGGAGAUUAAGCCUUCUCCCGGGCAAAAAAUUAUAAAACUUCUUACAUUUGAUAUUAAUUUUGUUUCCGCCUCUACUACAUUCUCGCUAAAACUCGUUGUAGAAUGACGACGGCUAUUACGUUUUCCCGCCAAAAUGGCGUUUGCUCACGCGCGCACUAAUUAGUAUUAAGAGAAUCUCGUCCUCGAAAUUAAAGAUCUCUAUUGAUUCUGUACCUACAGACAAGGAUGUAGCAAGAACAGACAGACUCCAUGUAUUUUAUUCCGAGGCAAAUCAUUCCAAUGUGAAGAAGCUUUAUGAUGUUCUUCUCACCUACUGCCUGUACAACUUUGAUUUGGGUAAGCUGAAAAAGCAUUUGCUCAGUCGAAAUUCGCCACUUUCAGUGAUUUUGUUACAAAUAGUUAUGGUGAGUCCUGCGACUCAUCUUAUGAAAAAUCAUGAGUCCUUGGCCAAAACUGUUUAUUGCAGUUUACUGAAAUUAAAAUAUAUAGCCCUUCGAUAUAUUUAAAGCACAAAAAAGACUAAAAUAAAUAUGCAUCUUUAAACAACAGCCACAAAAAUCACCCCAACAGGAUAUUUUACCAAAAAAUCUUCAAAUCGAUCGAUCGUUCUUUGCGUCCUACGGGACGCAUGCCAUGAAUUAUUUUGCGUCGUGUGCGGAUUUUUAUGCGUCAGGGAGGCAGGACGCAGAGGUAACUCAUCACUGCUCUUUAGAAACGACAAUGAAAAUUGGUCGAGUUAACUUUUACAAAGACUUCUGGGACUGUUGCUAGAGACAGGGAAAUGAAGUGGCCAAUAGCUGACCGACGCGUAACGAUCCCAGAAACACUUGCGGGAUGCAUCUCGGCUUCAGUUCCUUCUCGUUUCCAAACUGGCGAAUUUGAUUAUCAAACUUUACAAUAAAAGGAGCGACUUUGGUUUAAGCGAAUAAGUUGUAAGCGAAAGAUUCAGGGUGAUGAAAACCUCAGUAGUUACCUAGUCAUAAGCGGCAGUUCUUAUGUUAUAUAUGUUCACGUAGAUAAUUUUUUGUUUAACCGACAUGAUUGUGUUUUACAUGUAAAUGUCCAAGUUUAAAUGUUUGCAACAUAAUCACAGGCGCCUUUAUCAAUUUUUACUGCUAUUACUUUGGAUAAAUGACAAACAUGAAUUUGAAAACUUAUUACUACCAUUUUUCGCCGUGUUUUCAGGUUAUGUGCAGGGGAUGAGUGAUCUUCUGUCCCCGAUUUUAGUUCUGAUGGAAGAUGAAGUGGAAGCCUUUUGGUGUUUUGUCGGCUUCAUGGAGAAACUGGCAAGUAUAUUGCUGUAGUUCAAAAUAUCCCCCCGUGUAAGGUAAUCGAAGACAGUCUUGAAGUCUAACUUCGCUACGUUACAGAAAUCGCACCGAAAUCAUGGUUAUUAUGCGCGAACAGAAGCCCCAUCCGGUAUGGUUUUCCUGCCCGAGCAAGAGCUGCCCGGCAUAGUGUCAAUGUGAACUUAGUUAGAUACGUGGGCAACUUAAGUAACACAAAUCUUGUAUUCUCUAGGCACAUAAUUUUGAUGAGAACCAAGAAGGAAUGAAAGCACAGCUCCAUCAGCUGACUGUUUUACUCAAGUUUGUCGAUCCUCACUUCUACAACUAUUUAGGUAAUUUUUUUAUCGCUAAAUAACUAGUCGAGAAGUGAACCGUUCACUAAUUUCUGGGGAUUCUAAGGCGGAGCCGAGGGAAACAAUUAGAGAGCUUAGUUUUGAGGACGACAACGAGUACGAGUACGAGAUUUAACUGAACGUUUUUGUGCGUGUUCUAAAAAAAAGACACCCCGGUAAGCUUCAAUUUUCAUUUUUUCACCAAAAGGGUUAGUACGGUUAUUUAUACUGAAGGAGGUUAAGCUCUCUCCCGAUAGCAGAAUGAUAAAACUUCUUCCAUUUGAUAAAUUUUUUCUGCCCCUACGACACUCUUGCUAAAACUCGUAGUAGAAUGACGACGGCUAUCGCGUUUUCCCGCCAAAAUGACGCUGGUUUACGCGUGAGCACUACUUGGUAUUGAGAAAAUCUCGUAGUGGUUCUCGUCUCAGAAUCUAAAGCUCUCUAUUAAGGCCCAGUCCACAUUAAUCCAGAUAUUUUUGAAACCGCAUUUGUUUUUUUCACACGAACCGAUCUUUCGCUUCACCGAAACCGGGACUGCUGAGUGGUUUAAGAUCCCAUGACACGAAUCAGGGUUAAAAAAAGUAUGACUGGGCAUAAGCUUCAGGAAAACAAAUUAACUGGUUUCCACCGGGGUCCAGGGCCCGGUUGUUGAAACGUUGGAUAGCGCUAUCCACAGAAUAAAUAACUAUCUUACUAUCGAAUAAAUGUUUGGGAAACCAAUUGCGUUAUCCAGUGGAGAGUGAUUUAUCCAGUAGAUAGCGUUAUCCGCUAUUUACUAUCGAAUAAAUGUUUGGGAAACCGAUUGCGUUAUCCAGUGGAGAGUGAUUUAUCCAGUAGAUAGCGUUAUCCGCUAUUUACUAUCGAAUAAAUGUUUGGGAAACCGAUUGCGUUAUCCAGUGGAGAGUGAUUUAUCCAGUAGAUAGAUAUUUAUCCGCCUUGAGAACAACUGGGGUCAGGCAAAAGUUGUCUCCUACGCAGCCGUUUUUUGUGUGACAUUAUUAGGUUAGUGACAUUAGAAUGUCUCAUUACUAUUAUUAUUAUUGGAUCCAAUAUGUGUUGGCUGACAUUUGUAGGUAAUAUUGCACACUUCAGUGUUGUGCUGUGAUAGAUGUUGCAUAUAGUUUCUCAUUCGGUAAAGAAUAUCAAUGAUGAAAACGCUGUUGCUGAUGAUGAUGAUGACGACGUGGGCUUUCUUUUGAGGAUACACUGUUGAGGGUCGUUAUGGGUUUCCAAUAUUUCAAUAAUGUGACCUGAAUUACAUUGCGACUACUGUUACCGCCGUCACUUAGGCAGAAUUUACCAAUUAGAUUACACGAAAAUGACAGUACAGUCCUUGUCGCCUCCGAUAUGGCUCCCGCUGGGUAUCCUAAUAAAAACAGCAGUAAGGAAUUUUUUUUGUCGAUUGGCCCUCCGUAAACACGUAUCGCUUUCCAGAGGAAAACUUUCUUUGAGCCGUUUUCCCUUACUCUUGUGGACGGAUGAAAAAAGAAAUUUCCUUAAACGGCGACUCCACAGUAUCUGGUCUCGCGAGGAAUAAGAAUGUUUUACUCCAAUCAGACAUUGUCAUUUUUAAGACUCGUUGUACAUUUAAGCUUAAGAGCUUAAACGCUUGAUAAUUUUGAAUUGGACUUAAUAAGCAGGGCUCUUUUUCCGUCCGCUGUCAAGAAUCCAAAAGUACUCGGAGAUUCUGAAUUAAACCAUGCGUAAAAGCGCUUGGCGAGACAACUUUUUUCAUGCCUUUUAUUCAUUGUAUACUUUGUGUAAUAUAUGUAAGAUCUACUUGGCAUUCAAAAAGUAAUAUGAAAAAUAUUUGUUUGAUGGAAGCCUUACGCAAUCUUGCUUUUAAAAUAAGAUAUCUGUUAUAUUUGAUUGUCUUUCCAGAAAAGCACGACUCUGGUAACCUAUACUUCUGCUUUAGAUGGCUGUUGAUCUGCUUCAAGCGCGAAUUCUCCUUUCCAGAUAUUAUGACUUUGUGGGAGGUAAGACCAAGUCCAACUGGCUUCGAAACAGCAAUAAGAACUAUUUAUUCCCCACUUUUGAAACGAGAAGGGAACUGGAGUCGAAAUACAUCCCGUACUUGUCUCUGGGAUCGUUACUGGGGGCGCGUCGGUCAGCUAUUGGCCAUUUUUUUCUCUGUUCUUAGUAACAAUCCGAAAAGUCUUUGCGAAAGUUAACUCUGCUUAGUUUCGUUCUUUUUUUUUAAAAUGGCCAAUUAGAAUAAUAGUUUUUUUGUGAUGUGAUAUAUAUUUGUUAUUUAAUAGAGAGAUUAAGCAUCGCGUUUACGGCAAACAGCAAACGUGAGAUUAAAGUUGAGAAAUUCUCAAAAUGAGAAAUGAGCAGAUAAAAAACAGCUGAAAACAAUUUUUAUGGAUAGAAUUGGCGUGAAUCUACCGAUUUUCGUGUAGUUGUAACAAACAGUAAACGUUAAGUAAAUUAAAGUAAAUUUAAACCUUUUUCACGUGGUACAAAUUCACGUUUGCCGUUUGCCAUAAACGCGAUGCUUAAUCUCUCUAUUGACCCCCAAAAGACAUUGCAAUCGUUUCUAUUUUCCAGACGCUGUGGUCUCAAAACUUGUCACCGAAUUAUCACUUGAUUGUCUGCUUGGCCAUUUUGGACAAACAUCGCCGUAUUAUUAUGGAGAAUGAAUUUGGAUUUACUGAAAUCCUCAAGGUGUGUAGAACGCCGUUAAACACGUUUUUAAUAUUGUUGGCAAUAGGGUCUGUGGAAUAGUUGGACCAGACUGGGAAGAAAGGUUCGAAAAGGGAGAAGGUGUAGACCUUUGAAAUUAGUGGAAGUGAGCGCUAAGAGAAAACUAACAAAUAACGUCUAAGUUUUCAGUUGCCAGUUUCGCGUGCUGAGAACCUGACCACCACAGGGCAUGUCGAAAGUAUUCCAUUUAAUGUUAUGUCACGAUCACACAAGUCCUUUCGCGUAAAGCCAGUUCAGCUCACCAUUUGAAUUAAAAAAAAAAGAAAACACCUCUCACACGGUUUCAAAUUUACAUAGUUUUUAGCUUGAAGUUGCUUGAAGAAAAAAAACUUUAAAAAAAUCACAGAGCAGAAGAGAACGCGAGCUUCUAAAACAUCUUUUCUUCAAUGGUCGUGAUGUGGCGCAUGUUUACGUUCACCCUUCGCGGGCAAUUUGGCACAUUUGUCUCUCGGAUUGGAAUUAACGAAAGCCGACGGAUUUAAUACAAAGUAGCAGGAACCGUUAAAGAGAGUGAAUACGGGAAGUAAAAAUUAAAGGAAGCACAUGUAGUAAUUUCAUAGGUUGGACUUCUAGUACGCUUUGAUUAAAGAUUCUUUGGUUUGUAUUUGAAAUAUUUCCUUUGUGUAAAGUGCGGUAUCUUUCAUGCCACACGCUCUCCUUUUAUGGAAGGAGCCAGGAGGGUGUUGAAAGGAGGCUGUUACACGCAUGCGUAACUUCAGGAGCAGAGAGAGCUAACAGGGAGAGGUAUUAUUCUCACUCGUCGGCUAAGCUUUUUAUGCGCCUGCUCGAAUCUUUCACUUCUUCCCGUUUACAACACCUGCCCGUGUGGAAUGCCAUCACAUGGAUCCUUCUUACAACAUUUUGUUUUCUUUGCUAGUAUAUAAACGACCUGGCGUACAACAUGGACGUACAAGAGGUGCUCUCCAGAGCUGAAGAACUCUGUCUUCAGCUUCUUGUUCUUCCUGAGUUACCAGAGGAAGUUAAGGCCAUACUUUAUGGCAAAAACGAAGCCAUGAUGACCCCCAAUGUUGAACGACCAGAUCCUUUCCUUAUGGCUCACAGCAGACAUGUUGUUGAUUUACUAGAAGGACAAGGAGCUGGCACGGCUAGUUCGUUCAUGUAUUCGUCUGUGCUGGCGGCUUUUAGCCCACAGGAAUCAUCGCAAGAACUAAACAUUCUAGAAGACUGUGAUUUCACUCAAACGGACAUGAAUGACUUAGAUGUCGGUAUCGCUAGAACAACCCUUAAUGAUACAGAACCCAGCGAAAACCGAGCCAACGAAGAGGUUGUCUCUGAUGAGGAAGAAAUUGUGGUUUUAUCGGAAGAAGCGCAAAAUAUAUUUUGAUAUUUGUAACACAAAUAUGUGAUAAAUGAAACUGAUAGUGAUGAAUGUUUUAAGCAUGGUAACAAAACUAUUUUUUAUGGAGAAUAAUAUAAAUCACUUCUCUUGGUUUGCCCAAACAUUGUAGGUGGAGUUCUGUGGAAGUCGAAAUUGCCUGGCUCCUUGUAGUUUUGGCAAGUGUACCUCAAACUUUGUGCUAAACCAUUUUAGUUUGACCUCGAAUCGGUUACGCUGAAACAAAACUAAAACAACAAACGAAUAAGAAUAAAACAAUAAACACUCGAGAAAUAUUUAAGGUAUUUUCUCUUAAAAAUUCCUAAUGUUUCGAAGAGAGAUCUGAAGGAAAGAAAAUUAACUGGUAUGCCGAGGGACUAAUCAUCAAAACAUUUGUUUACAAAACUUCCACGUGUAGAACUUUGUACCAGUAAAUCUCAGCGAACGGUCAACAUUCCCGGAUAAUCGUGCACUUUUACGAGUGGGAAAGGCGGGGAUGGGGGAAGGGGGUGUUGUUACCCUCAGACAUCCUAGAGUUUGCAAUGUUGCCCUUCCAGAAACGUUUGGCGGGAAACAGUUAAAUUGCUAGCUCUCAUGCGCCCUCGAAGCAACCAAUGAGAGCACACGCUGUUGGGGAAAAGAUUCCAUUUUUAUAGCCGUUUGAUUUGGUCAAGCGAACAAAGUCAAAUGCGGGCGGUCUUUCUGUUGGUUUAGCAACCUUUGCAAUGCAUGAACAGCUAAGCCUGUGGCUGGCGGGAUUAGCGGGCGAGUG